This is a messenger RNA of Cephus cinctus (wheat stem sawfly), 954 nucleotides long. RefSeq names its product protein transport protein Sec61 subunit beta (gene Sec61beta). Lineage: Eukaryota; Metazoa; Arthropoda; Insecta; Hymenoptera; Cephidae. The coding region runs from base 253 to 540 and encodes 95 amino acids. The transcript is spliced from 3 exons. Gene Ontology annotation, cellular component: Sec61 translocon complex. Gene Ontology annotation, biological process: intracellular protein transport. The record is from RefSeq and is a predicted model, not a curated record.
CUCGAACGCACUCGAACGCCUCUCUGCGUUGUAUCGUGUCGUUAAACACGCUGCUCAAAGUAACGGUGUCCGAAGGCGGCGAGUCCAGUUUUCGACUUUCUCAGGAUCCUUCAUUGAAAAACAGUGACUCUUUCGUAGAGGAUCGAAGUAACUGUUACGGCAUUGAUAAAUUUGUUUUACUCGUGUAAAACAAGUAUUUUGAAAAACUUCAAAGACUUUAAAAGGUUCAAAGAACAACAGUGACCCAGAACUAUGCCUGCUGCACCGAGUUCUACAUCUGUUGGAGCAGGAGGUCGCUCACCUAGCAAGGCGGUUGCACCGCGAGCUGGUGGCAGCGGAACUGUCAGGCAGAGAAAAACAGCACCUGCCACUUCUGCCAGGAAUAGGAAUACAGGCACGAGCUCUGGCGGAAUGUGGAGAUUCUAUACAGAUGAUUCUCCUGGAAUUAAAGUAGGACCUGUUCCAGUACUCGUCAUGUCCCUCCUCUUCAUUGCCUCUGUAUUCAUGCUUCACAUUUGGGGAAAAUACACUCGCUCUUAGAAGUAAGGUCAUAAUUCUAAAUGUUAAAUUCGAAAGACUAAGAUGUCCAGAGGACAAAAAGUAUUGUGGGUACAGAUCAAAGAGCUCAAUUUCGCAACACAUAUGGAUGGUAAAGCAAUAACUCUUACCAAUAUGAUUUGAAAGUAACUCAGUGUUAUGAAUUCCUACAAACUUUUAUAAUUGAAAUCACUUGAUAAAUCUAUCAACAUAAGUUAUAGCAAGAAAUAAUGUUACUACCCUCGCAAUUUAUAUACAAACUUUGUAUAAGCGUAUCAUGGAAGUGUUUUAUUUAUUGCAAUUUAAAUGUAUGUUGCGGAAAAGACCUACUUGUAAGCACAUUGACAAGGCAUCAAACUCCAUUCCAAUGUGCAUUCAAGAUAUCAGUUUAAUUAAAGUAUACUAUAUGAAUAAAUA